Messenger RNA from Pteropus alecto (black flying fox), 2958 nucleotides. RefSeq names its product protocadherin gamma-A4. The transcript has a single exon. Gene Ontology annotation, molecular function: calcium ion binding. Lineage: Eukaryota; Metazoa; Chordata; Mammalia; Chiroptera; Pteropodidae. Gene Ontology annotation, biological process: homophilic cell-cell adhesion. The record is from RefSeq and is a predicted model, not a curated record. Gene Ontology annotation, cellular component: plasma membrane. Bases 220 to 2688 code for a protein of 822 amino acids.
UCGGGAGAAAAAAGACAACUAAGAAUUUAAUCCGAACCAUAAGGUUUCUGCAUCACAAAGCAGUGGCCCUGGCGCUUUAUGAACGCUCCACUCAGGAACUCCCAGGGCUCCAGCACGUUACAGUGAAAACACAUUAUAUUGGACCACGAAGAUCCUGGGGUUCCUCAGUCCUUCGCCGAAGGAAAACCCAAGCGCAAGCUACUCCGCGGCAGGGCUGUGAUGGAGGCUCCGCCUUAUCGCCCAGACUGCAGCAGGCUGGUCCAGAUCUGCCUUCUCCUGGGGGCCCUGUGGGAAAUCCGGGCCGAACAGAUCCACUACUCAGUACCUGAGGAGCUGGAGAAAGGCUCCUUUGUGGGCAACAUCGCCAAGGACCUGGGGCUGGAGCCCCGGGAGCUGGCAAAGCGCGGAGUCCGCAUCGUCUCCAGAGGUAGGGCGCAGCUUUUCGCUCUGAAUCUGGGAAGUGGCAGCUUGGUCACCGCGGGCAGGAUAGACCGGGAGGAGCUAUGCGACAGAUCUCCAAAGUGUUUAGUGAGCCUGGAGAUUCUCCUAGAGGACAAAGUGAAAAUUUUUGGAGUAGAAGUGGAAAUAAUCGAUAUUAAUGAUAACGCGCCCAACUUUGGGACAGAGCAAAGAGAAAUAAAAGUAGUUGAAAAUGAAAUUCCUGGGACAAGAUUCCCUCUUCCUGAAGCUUUUGAUCCGGAUGUAGGGGUAAACUCCCUGCAGGGUUACCAGCUCAGCUCGGAUGUUCACUUCUCCCUGGAUGUGCAAACCGGGGCCGAUGGGAUAAAGUACCCGGAGUUGGUGCUGGCGCGCGCCCUGGACCGCGAGAAAGAGGCAGUUCACCACCUAGUCCUCACCGCCUUCGACGGAGGCGACUUGGUUCACUCUGGCACUGCCAGGAUCCAUAUAACACUUGUGGAUACCAACGACAAUGCCCCCAUAUUCACUCAGCCCGAGUACCAUGUGAGUAUUCGGGAGAAUGUGCCAGUGGGUUCCCAGCUCCUCACUGUAAAAGCCACUGAUCCAGAUGAAGGAGCCAAUGGAGAAGUGACAUAUUCUUUCAGAAAAGUGAGAGAGAAAAUAUCCCAGCUGUUCCAGUUGAAUUCUGUGACUGGAGACAUAACAAUAUUAGGAUCACUAGAUUAUGAGGACUCUGGAUUCUAUGAUAUAGAUAUAGAAGCUCACGAUGGUCCUGGUCUUCGAGCCAGAAGCAAGGUACUGGUGACAGUUCUGGAUGUAAAUGACAAUGCUCCAGAAGUCACGGUUACAUCUCUCACCAACUCUGUCCAAGAAACUUCUUCCCCAGGCACAGUAAUUGCACUUUUCAAUGUUCAUGACAGUGAUUCAGAGGAGAAUGGCCUUGUCACAUGUUCUAUUCCAAAUAAUCUUCCAUUUACACUUGAAAAGACCUAUGGAAAUUAUUAUCGGUUGUUGACGCACAGAACUCUGGAUAGGGAAGAAGUCUCAGAAUAUAACAUCACGGUAACUGCCACUGACCACGGAACUCCACCACUGUCCACAGAAACUCGCAUUUCGCUGCAGGUGGCAGACAUUAAUGAUAACCCACCUUCUUUCCCCCAUGCUUCUUAUUCUACCUACAUUCCUGAAAAUAACCCCAGAGGAGCCUCCAUUUUAUCCAUGACCGCCCAGGACCCUGACAGCAUUGAGAACGCCAGAGUCACUUACUCCCUGACUGAGGACACGCUUCAGGGGGAACCUCUCUCCUCCUUCGUCUCUAUCAACUCUGAUACUGGUGUCCUAUAUGCGCUACGUUCCUUUGACUAUGAGCAGGUGAGAGACUUACAACUACUGGUGACAGCCAGUGACAGCGGGGACCCUCCCCUCAGCAGUAACGUGUCUCUAAGCCUGUUUGUUCUGGACCAGAACGACAACGCGCCAGAGAUCCUGUACCCCGCUCUCCCCACUGAUGGUUCCACCGGCGUGGAACUGGCACCCCGCUCUGCAGAACCCGGAUAUCUGGUCACUAAGGUGGUGGCGGUAGAUCGAGACUCAGGCCAGAACGCCUGGCUGUCCUACCGCCUGCUCAAGGCCAGCGAGCCAGGGCUCUUCACGGUGGGACUGCACACGGGCGAGGUGCGCACAGCGCGGGCCCUGCUGGACAGAGACGCCCUCAAGCAGAGCCUGGUGGUGGCCGUCCAGGACCACGGCCAGCCCCCUCUCUCGGCCACUGUCACGCUCACUGUGGCUGUAGCCGACAGCAUCCCAGACGUCCUGGCUGACCUGGGAAGCUUCAAACCCUCCGCCAACCCUGACGAUUCCAGCCUUACUCUGUAUCUGGUAGUGGCAGUGACCACGGUCUCCUGCGUCUUCCUCGCCUUUGUCAUCGUUCUUCUGGCGCUCAGACUGAGGCGCUGGCACAUGUCACGUCUGCUCUCAACUUCCGGAGGCAGAUUAACGGGCGUGCCAGCCUCGCAGUUUGUGGGUGUGGACGGGGUGCGGGGAUUCCUGCAGACCUAUUCCCACGAGGUGUCCCUCACUGCGGACUCACGGAAGAGCCACCUGAUCUUCCCACAGCCCAACUACGCGGACACGCUCAUCAGCCACGAGAGUUGUGAGAAAAGCGAGCCUCUUCUGAUAACUCAGAAUUUACUUGAAACUAAAGAAGACCCCAAUCUUCAUCAGGUGAGUCAAUUUGCCAUACUGAAACGUUUUCAGAGAGCUGUGUAAUUGUCUCCAAUUGUAUAAGAUACGUACUAUAUUACAUAAAGGCACUUCUUUUUAGUAUUUUAUUGCUGGGGGUGGGGCAGUAGACCCUACAAGAAUGAUCAGUAACUUUUACUGCACCUAAGUUAUUUUUUCUUAUCCUGUGUAGUCUUCAUCCAGUUAUAAGUUUCAGCAACAAUUUCUUAAUUUUAUGUCUCUAACCAUCUCACUGCUGUAAAUGCCAAUUCCUUUAGGUCUUAUUGAGAGUAUAGAAUGGAACUGUGAAAUAGAAGG